GGCUCGGCCGGAGCGAUGUGGGCGGCGCUGGGCAGGCUCGGCCGGAGCGAUGUGGGCGGCGCUGGGCAGGCUCGGCCGGAGCGAUGUGGGCGGUGCUGGGCAGGCUCGGCCGGAGCGAUGUGGGCGGCGCUGGGCAGGCUCGGCGUGGCGCAGGCCCUGGGCCCGGCCCGGUUGAUCGCUGGGCGCCCCGCGGCCGCAGGAGCCUUCUCCAUACCCCACGUUACCAUGGCCACCCACUUCUCCAAGGAUCAGGAGGAGAGAAUCAGGUGUGUGAAGGGGGACCUGUUCUCGUGCCCGGGCACGGACGCGCUGGCGCACUGCAUCAGCGAGGAUUGCCGCAUGGGCGCCGGCAUCGCCGUGCUCUUCAAGAAGAAGUUUGGAGGCGUCCAGGAGCUCCUGGAUCAGAAGAAGAAGACGGGGGAGGUGGCGGUUCUGCAGAGGGACGAGCGGUACAUUUACUACCUGAUCACAAAGCAGAAGGUUUCUCACAAGCCCACGUAUGAGAACAUGCAGAAGAGUUUGGAAGCCAUGAAAGCUCACUGCCUGAACAACGGAGUCACCGACAUCUCCAUGCCCAGGAUUGGGUGUGGACUCGACGGCCUGCAGUGGGAGAAAGUGUCAGCCAUCCUUGAGGAGGUGUUUGACAACACUGACAUCAAGAUCACAGUUUACAGCCUGUGAGCAGAACAAAGAUCCCCAUUUCCCCCAAUUUUGGGAGCACAACCUGAACUGAAAAGGGGGGAACAGUGUGGGGAGCACAUUCUGCAUCCGGGUGUAACAGUGCGGGGGGCUUCCAGCAGCAGCAAGCUCCAGAGAAGUUAAUUUGGGCUGUUAAUUAGCAGGAGGCGGCGGCGCUGUGCAAACGCUGCCACCAGGUGUCACUGGGGCUCCACGGAGCCGCUGCCCCGCGGGGUUUGGGGUUUCUGUUGGGGCUGGCGCUGCUGAGCCGCCCCAGCAGCGCCGGCACCUCUGCUUUGUUCUUUUGUCACUCCCCUGUUCUCGCAGCUGGAACGGUUUCACUUUUCCCUUGCGGCCACAAAUUGGGUUUGCUGAGGCCGUGCUCACUCAGGAUCAUGCCGUGGUGUUAAAUAAAGUGUGCCCUGCUGUUGGA
Messenger RNA from Prinia subflava (tawny-flanked prinia), 1111 nucleotides. It is a transcript of the gene OARD1, whose product is annotated as O-acyl-ADP-ribose deacylase 1. The transcript has 6 exons. Bases 16 to 681 code for a protein of 221 amino acids. Gene Ontology annotation, biological process: peptidyl-glutamate ADP-deribosylation. The record is from RefSeq and is a predicted model, not a curated record. NCBI's taxonomy places the organism in Eukaryota, Metazoa, Chordata, Aves, Passeriformes, Cisticolidae.